AGCUGUUAAAAUGGAAUGGUCCGGGUCGCAAAGGAUCAUGGUUAUACCCAUGGACAUACCCCUGUUAGUGUAAUUGCGUCAGUUAAUGCUGCAAGGAUAGAGUUGCUGCAAGUUUCUUUGGUGACAGCACAUGGUAGCAGACCAGACAGCUUGAAAAUGAAGACUAUUUCGGUUGCUUUUGUAGUUUGUUUGCUGUUUUUACAUCAGUGUGAAGUUGAUGCUAAAAUCUGGGCCUUGCUUGUUGCUGGCUCAAACGGAUGGUACAAUUACAGGCAUCAGGCUGAUAUUUGUCACGCAUAUCAAAUAUUGCACAAGCAUGGAGUUCCCGAUGAAAACAUAGUUGUCAUGAUGUAUGAUGACUUGGCUGAAAAUUAUGAGAACCCCACAAAAGGAAUCAUCAUCAACCAGCCAAAUGGACCUGAUGUUUACAAGGGAGUACCAAAAGAUUACACUGGCCAUGAUGUUACUCCAGCAAACUUCCUCAAUAUCCUUAAAGGAAAUAAAGAAGCCAUGAGUGGUAUUGGAAGUGGAAAAGUUAUUGAAAGUGGCCCUGACGAUUAUGUCUUUGUUAAUUUUGCUGAUCAUGGAGCUCCUGGAUUGAUUGCUUUUCCUAAUGGAGAGUUGCACGCUGGUAAGCUUCAUGACGCAAUUUUAUACAUGAACGAAACUAAGAAAUACAAGCAGAUGGUGUUUUACAUCGAAGCUUGCGAAUCUGGCUCCAUGUUUGACCAAACCUUGCCACACAAUAUCAAAGUUUUUGCAACAACAGCAUCUGAUGCUCGCCAUUCCUCGUAUGCUUGCUACUGGGAUAAAAAGAGGCAGACAUAUCUUGGUGACGUAUAUAGUGUUCAGUGGAUGCAAGAUUCUGACAAGGAAGAUCUCACCGUCGAAACUUUGCAAGAGCAAUAUGAAAUAGUGAGAAAGAAAACCAAUACAAGCCACGUCAUGGAGUUUGGAGACAUGACGAUGAAAGAUGAAGUGGUUGGUCUUUUCCAAGGAGGAAAGAAGUCAAAUGUGUCUGCCGGCGCCCCUCCAAAACCAAUAACUGAUGCCGUACCAUCUCCAGAUGUCCCACUAAUGAUUCUCUACAAAUCAUUAGAACUUGCUAAAACAAAGGUAGAAUACAGACAAAUCCAAGCAAAAAUUGCAAUGGAAGAAAGUACUAGGUCAUUGAUCCGAGUUGCUUCCAAGUCCAUUGUUGGUAAACUGAUACCAGAAGAGACAAAAAGACUCGAGAUUCUGUCAUCCCCGGCCAAAAUCCUUGAUCGCCGCUGCUACGAAGAGGCAGUCAAGUAUUACAAAAAGCACUGCUUUGACUUCAGCAAGUAUGAACAUGCCCUGCGUCACAUCUAUGUGCUGUCAAACCUUUGCGACCACGGAGUCCAUAUCGAUCAGUUGAAGAAGACAGUGAAACAUGUGUGCCAGGUCAUGAAAAUUCAGUGAGCUACAACUUCUCUUUCUGCUGGUAGAAAGUAUUAGAUGCUGUUUUUGUUUUCUGUAGAGCCUGAUUUGACGCUGGUAAUAAACCUGUGAUUGACUUAUUGAUUCAAUACUUAGUUAAUUCUACUUUACACUCCUCAUCAAUAUAUUUCUUGAUUCUAUUUGAUUACAUUGCAUUUUGAUCUUUUGCCAGAAAACCACUUAAAAGAGUCCUUAAGCCAUAGAAAACAGUCUUAUUAUUUCCAUUGGUUAACUUCCGAAUGCAUAAAUUUGCCUUCUUUGGAGUCUAAUGUAGUCAUAUAUUGGAUUUUUUUAUACUGAUAUUGGUUCACUCUUGUCGUAAUUCUCGUAAGAAUCGAGGAUAUCGGGGACAAAAGCUUUCUGAAUAUAAUUGGAUUUUAUUUGACAAGGAAAUGUCAACAAUUGUCGCUAAAUGCGAAAAUUCUUGCGAUAAUUGCGACAAGAAUGAACCCGUCGUAAAUAGCGUCGGAGAUCGCUAUUUUUGAAAAGUUUUUUUGUAUGCAUCAACCGCUCAAAGCUAAAGUCAUUAAAAUCACGAAGCAUUUGUAUCUUUUCGUCAAUUGACAGUUGAUUCUAAUUUUGUGGCUGCCUUAGCUUUUUGCUGAGAGUUUUUUUCGAUGAUAAACAUAAUAAUUAGAAAACAUAAAUUACGCAUUUAGAUCUAUAUUAAUUAUACAUUUUGCAGAGAA
Messenger RNA from Rhopilema esculentum, 2150 nucleotides. RefSeq names its product legumain. Gene Ontology annotation, biological process: vacuolar protein processing. Lineage: Eukaryota; Metazoa; Cnidaria; Scyphozoa; Rhizostomeae; Rhizostomatidae. The record is from RefSeq and is a predicted model, not a curated record. Gene Ontology annotation, molecular function: cysteine-type endopeptidase activity.